Messenger RNA from Eubalaena glacialis (North Atlantic right whale), 1214 nucleotides. RefSeq names its product KIAA1586 ortholog. The record is from RefSeq and is a predicted model, not a curated record. The transcript is spliced from 8 exons. Lineage: Eukaryota; Metazoa; Chordata; Mammalia; Artiodactyla; Balaenidae. Bases 95 to 568 code for a protein of 157 amino acids.
CGAGGGAGGCCAGGGCUCACGGGCCUACUGGGCCGCUGCUCACGGGAAGCGCUUUGCAGCCUUUUCCGCCGCCGGUGGCGGCGGCGGCGGGAAGAUGGAAGACCCAGGGUCGGAGAUAAUGGAAUGUGUCCCUCCAGCUGGGCCUGAGGCGUCCGAGUCAACACCGGAGGAAAAUGAAGAUGGCAUUCAGUUUGCUAGUGAGGGACCAUCAAGACCUGUUCUUGAAUACAUUGAUCUGGUCUGUGGUGAUGAUAAAGAGCGUAGCACCUAUCAUAGUGAUAUUUUGUCCCCUAAAAUGCCAAAACGACAGGGUGAUUUAUUGCAUUUUUUAAAUGCGAAGAAAGUGAAAACAGACACAGAAAGUAGCAAUAGGAACAAAAACUAUUGUGGAUUGUCUAAGUCUAAGGAAUCAAAUUUCAAAUAUGUUGAACAACCAAUCAUUGAAGAAAAGCCAUCAUGUUCAUCAAAGGAAGAAAUGGAUAAUCUUGUGCUUCCAGAUUGUUGGAAUGAAAAACAAGCACUUAUGUUUACAGAACAGUACAAAUGGCUCGAAAUAAAAGAAGUUUAGACAUGAAUAUGAACGAACUUUAAAUUUUAAAAUGAAGGCAUACUGAAAAAGAAACAAGUAGAACUGCAGAAGCUAGUCCUACAACUGGGACAGUAAACAAAGACUGGAAGAAGGAAUGAAGGAGAAAUCAAAACAUUCUCAGAUGAAGGAAAACUAAGGAAAUUUGUCAUCAACAGACUAAUGCUAAAAUGAAUGUUUAAGGGAACUUCUGUAAACAAACCAUUAAAGGAGGAAUCUUGGAACAUCAGGAAGGAAGAAAAUAUAGUUUUAUAGGUACCUGAAACAAAAGCACCUUCAGUUGUAAGUCUUAACGUUGGAUCUUGUUGGAGACUCUGCAGCCUCCCUGGCAGUGAGCACAAGGACAGGUGCAGUGACAGGCUGGGAGACACCCAUGACAUUGCUGGGCUGUCCCGAUCGGAGCACAAGCUCGUGAAGAAGCUGCAAGUAGAUUCCACCCUCAGUACAAGUGACGCAUCAAACCAGAGACUUUCUAGCAGGCCCAUGAGCAUGCAAUGUCGUUUCUUGGAAAUAUGCAUCUCCCCAUCCCAAAAUAAAAUAGAUAACCACUCCCGGACUUCCCUUGUGGCUCAGUGGUUAAGAAUCCGCCUGCCAAUGCAGGAGAUACAGGUUCGAGUCCUGGUCUGGA